Alternaria alternata is the source of this 1743-nucleotide messenger RNA. RefSeq names its product HET-domain-containing protein. NCBI's taxonomy places the organism in Eukaryota, Fungi, Ascomycota, Dothideomycetes, Pleosporales, Pleosporaceae. The record is from RefSeq and is a predicted model, not a curated record. The coding region runs from base 1 to 1743 and encodes 580 amino acids. The transcript is spliced from 2 exons.
AUGACGAGCCUUGGGUCGCAACCAUUCCAACUUACGCUGCAAGCCAUACCUGUUGGGCCCAAGAAGAACAACACGGUGCAUUCUUCAGCUUAUUUGGACUGCGGUGGCGGAAGAUUGGGACCUCGUCUCAACGCGUACACGUACAAGGGAGACAACGCGGCUUGUAUACUCCCGGCGUUCGAUCGCGAGGUCUGGAGCGACGACACUAUGAAUGACCUCCGGAAUUGGCUCGCGUCCUGCACAUGCGUGGAAUGCCCUACCGCAAGAUACUCAUCACUACGUUACAAGCCCAAACGUUUGAUCGAUGUCGGCGACGAUGAACAGCGUGGAUCGGUCGUAAUAAUGGAAAGCGCAAGAUGUGGUGACUGUAGCUACACGUGUCUGUCGUACUGCUGGGGUGGACCGCAGAACACGGUACUGAGCAAAAGUAAUCUUGACGAGGAGACGAGAUCGUGGUGCGUUCCUAGAGAGGUCAUUCCAGCUGCUUUUGAGGACGCUUUCAAGGUCACCAGGCUUCUAGGCUAUCGCUACAUAUGGAUCGACAGCUUGUGCAUAGUCCAGGACGACAAACAAGACCUGGAUCAUGAGAUUCUCCAGAUGCCGCAUAUCUACAAGGGUGCAGCCUUGACCAUCUGCGCGUCCACGUCUCGAAGUUGCAGCGAAGGAUUCCUACAGGCACGGACUGACUACAGUGAGAGAUCGAUUGGCUUGAGUCUACCAGAUGGCAGAGAGGGACGGAUCCACCUCGAUGGUUUUCAUUGGGGGGAUCCUCCUGUGCCAGAGCCGCUGAGUACGAGAGCAUGGGCAUACCAAGAACGCUUGCUUUCUCCUCGACUUUUAGAAUUUGGCUGGAGAACAUCACGCUGGACGUGCGGUUGUCGGAAAAGCUACAGUGGCCAUUCGCAGCUCGUAGUCGAGAAAUCCAGCAGCUCAAUUCGACGCCGAUCACCGGAAGCCCAGAGCUACAACCUCUACUCUUUCAUGAACCCUCCAGGUCUCAGGCACUACCCCGUCAAAGUGGGAGAUCUAUUCAGUACUUGGUGCUUGAUCGUUAGGGCCUACUCCAGACUUGCACUGACGCAUACGGACGACCGCUUGGCCGCGAUAGGUGGUAUAGCGGCAGAGCUACAACGGGCGUCUGGAGUGAAGUAUCUGGCUGGACUUUGGCACAACGAGCGAUUAGCUUCUAUGCUGCAGUGGAGGGUUCAGUCCCACACACACGAGCUGCGAUCGCGGCCUACAACCAGUCGUGCUCCAACCUGGUCUUGGCCUGGUAUCGACGACAAGGUGCUAAUGCAUAGGAGUGAAAUAAAGGUGGCUGGAUUCGAGAUCUUGGUGGUGGAUGUCAAAGGUGGCUUCGGAAAGAAAGCUCACGGGUCCAUAAUGUUGCAAGGACCAGUGCGUACAGGCCGUUGGUGGUGCGGAAAUGCAGUCCUCCAAAGCGAUGCGUCGGAGGGAGUGAAGAUUGCUAGAGCAGAUAAUCCAGAACUGCUCGUGUUGCCAGACUGCUACGGCGAGAUAUUCACUACUGCGAACGGUCAGCUGGUUCUGACAAGGGAGGAGCUCACCUUCCUCGCUAUAGGUAGGACGAUUUCCGAUAAUCAUAUCAUUCGAGGGCUCCUCUUGUCACGGGGUAGAAUAGAAGAGAAAGAUUCGUACCGGCGGGUUGGCAUGUUUCAAGUUGCGGAGCAAGGAGACUUUGUUACAGCUAACUGGGACAUUAUUGCACUCAAGGUGGUGUAG